AGGCGGAGAGCAAGGUGCGCAUUAUUGCCUCUGACUUCAGCAGGAGCGCACACACUGCCGGACCGCUCCACACCUGACACUCUGAGCCACACUGCUGCUGUCCUACACACCAUGAAGGUACAGUUCCCGUGUGUCCGCUGCCUCCUGCUGCUGCUGCUGUUGCUGCUGCUGCUGCCGGCGGUCCUCGCUGCCCCAGACCCGCAGCCCAGUCCUUUCUCUAUCCUCGUCCUUUAUAGAAAUACAGGUUACAGAUGGGGUCUACCGAUUCGCGGGUAACACACCGCUUCAGCACCAGAUGUCCUCGGGUAACACACCGCUUCAGCACCAGAUGUCCUCGGGUAACACAGCGCUUCAGCACCAGGUGUCCACGGGUAACACACCGCUUCAGCACCAGGUGUCCGCGGAUAACACACCUCUUCAGCACCAGGUGUCCGCGGGUAACACACCGCUUCAGCACCAGGUGUCCACGGGUAACACAACGCUUCAGCACCAGGUGUCCGCGGGUAACACACCGCUUCAGCACCAGAUGUCCACGGGUAACACAGCGCUUCAGCACCAGGUGUCCACGGGUAACACACCGCUUCAGCAAAAAGUGUCCGCGGGUAACACACCGCUUCAACACCAGGUGUCCACGGGUAACACACCGCUUCAGCAAAAAGUGUCCGCGGGUAACACACCGCUUCAACACCAGGUGUCCGCGGGUAACACACCGCUUCAGCACCAGGUGUCCGCGGGUAACACACCGCUUCAGUACCAGGUGUCCGCGGGUAAUACACCGCUUCAGCACCAGGUGUCCGCGGGUAAUACACAGCUUCAGCACCAGGUGUCCGCUGGUAACACACCGCUUCAGCACCAGGUGUCCGGGAGUAAUACACCGCUUCAGCACCAGGUGUCCGCGAGUAAUACACAGCUUCAGCACCAGGUGUCCGCGGGUAAUACACCGCUUCAGCACCAGGUGUCCGCGGGUAAUACACCGCUUCUGCACCAGGUGUCCGCGGGUAACACACCUCUUCAGCACCAGGUGUCCGCUGGUAAUACACCGCUUCAGCACCAGGUGUCCGCGGGUAAUACUCCGCUUCAGCACCAGGUGUCCGCGGGUAAUACACAGCUUCAGCACCAGGUGUCCGCGGGUAAUACACCGCUUCAGCACCAGGUGUCCGCUGGUAAUACACCGCUUCAGCACCAGGUGUCCGCGGGUAAUACACCGCUUCAGCACCAGGUGUCCGCGGGUAACACAUCUCUUCAGCACCAGGUGUCCGCGGGUAACACACCGCUUCAGCACCAGGUGUCCGCUGGUAAUACACCGCUUCAGCACCAGGUGUCCGCGGGUAACACACCGCUUCAGCACCAGGUGUCCGCUGGUAAUACACCGCUUCAGCACCAGGUGCCCGCGAGUAAUACACAGCUUCAGCACCAGGUGUUCGCGGGUAAUACACCGCUUCAGCACCAGGUGUCCGCGGGUAAUACACCGCUUCAGCGCCAGGUGUCCGCGGGUAAUACACCGCUUCAGCACCAGGUGUCCGCGGGUAAUACACCGCUUCAGCACCAGGUGUCCGCUGGUAAUACACCGCUUCAGCACCAGGUGUCCGCGGGUAAUACACCGCUUCAGCACCAGGUGUCCGCGGGUAACACAUCUCUUCAGCACCAGGUGUCCGCGGGUAACACACCGCUUCAGCACCAGGUGUCCGCUGGUAAUACACCGCUUCAGCACCAGGUGUCCGCGGGUAACACACCGCUUCAGCACCAGGUGUCCGCUGGUAAUACACCGCUUCAGCACCAGGUGCCCGCGAGUAAUACACAGCUUCAGCACCAGGUGUUCGCGGGUAAUACACCGCUUCAGCACCAGGUGUCCGCGGGUAAUACACCGCUUCAGCACCAGGUGUCCGCGGGUAAUACACCGCUUCAGCACCAGGUGUCCGCGGGUAAUACACCGCUUCAGCACCAGGUGUCCGCGGGUAAUACACCGCUUCAGCACCAGGUGUCCGCGGGUAAUACACCGCUUCAGCACCAGGUGUCCGCGGGUAAUACACCGCUUCAGCACCAGGUGUCCGCGGGUCACACAACGCUUCAGCACCAGGUGUCUGCGGGUAAUACACAGCUUCAGCACCAGGUGUCCGCGAGUAAUACACAGCUUCAGCACCAGGUGUCCGCGGGUAAUACACCGCUUCAGCACCAGGUGUCUUCGGGAAACAGUUCAGCUGUUGAUACAGAUAUGAUAUAAGCGUGUUUGAAAUAUAUUGUAUGGUACACAGGGACACGAUCUAGUUUAGAGUCAGUGAACCUUAGACCUGAGUCUAGAACAGGUUCUUCCCAAGGAACUAGCGCUGGUGUGAUUAGGCAAGACUGCCACAGCCUCCCUUUGUUUUUAAUUCCUCUAUGUAAAGAAAUCCAGGUUACUAUUCUAUGUUGUAUUUAAUAAUUACCCGUAUUUACGUACCUAUGUAAUUUAUCAUCGUUUAAGUGUAAAGAUUCAGUCCCCUUAAGUGGGCCAAGUGAAUAGGCGUUAGCUUUGAUAAUGGUUCUAGUCUCGUUAAUGGUUGAUGGCAAUCAGUGAGGCUAGUGAGUAGGCUUGGGUAGCUUGCUUGAACCUAAGGCGAGAUCAGUGUGAUCUUGGUGAGGCUGGAGUAACAUCAUCUCCAGAGGAAGAACAGCCAGAACAUCGGCUGGCAGUUUGUAGACAUGUUAAGGUAAAUUCUGUUUGAGUUCAAGUGCGAGUUAGCUUCAUAUCAGUGCCUCAAGAUUUAGGAACAUUAGAUAGGAUUACGUUUUUUAUUUAUAUAUACAAGAGUUGUUACAUUCUUGUACAGCCACUAGUACGCGUAGCGUUUCGGGCAAGUCCUUAAUCCUAUGGUCCCUGGAAUACGACCCCCGCGAAGCAUCUAUUUUACAAUCAGGUUCCCAUUUUACUGUUGAGUUAAACAGAGGCUACCGUUAAGGAUUUGCACCCAGUAAAUCCUCCCCGGCCAGGAUACGAUAGAAUAUUUCAUAAUUUGUGUCAAUAAACGAAUUUUUAUUAUU
Messenger RNA from Procambarus clarkii (red swamp crayfish), 3018 nucleotides. The record is from RefSeq and is a predicted model, not a curated record. Lineage: Eukaryota; Metazoa; Arthropoda; Malacostraca; Decapoda; Cambaridae.